CCGGGCUGGUGCAGAGCGCACAAAACCCAACGUGUUUCUGUUUACCUCCGGUGUGGGGUUUGUGUUUCUGCUCGGUCGUACAGUUCAAAAGGAGUUUUAUUAAAGAUAUUCGUGUGGAUGGAUAUCUCCGGUACUGUUCGCCGGCACCAGGAGGCCUGAGCCAGGGCCGCAGACACCUGGCAGGUACCAUCUGUCAGCAUGAUUACACCUCAGCUAGCACGGUGACUAACACGCUAAACCUGUGUGACACGCAGAAGAGAGACGAUGGUUGAGGAGAGGAGUCGAGCCGUCAUGGCUGUGAUGCUCCUCCUAGUCUUGACUUGGUCCGGUGGCGACGGGUCGGCGGGUUUGGAAUGCAGCCCGCCCACAACGGAGACGCUCGGCGCGGUGCGUUUACUGCCGGCUGUGGUCGACUCCCAGAGGGCGGAGCAGAGUCAGAGACAACACCUGGAGGCUUUGUUCAACAGGUACGGAGAGAACGGCACCAUCUCUCUGGCUGGUCUGAAGCGUCUCUUACAGAACGUGGGUUUGAAUCGCAUCAGGGCGGUGAGGGUGCAGCACCACGAGCAAGCAGGCCAUCAUCAUCACAAUCACCACCAUCAUCACAAUCACCACAACGGCCACCAUAACCACCAUCCGCAUAAUGACAGUCACGACGCGAGUGACAGGAAGCCAGCGGCGCAGGAGGGCGGCUCCACGGCGCCGUACAGCGCCCAACUGGUGGCGAGAGCAGACGGUAAUAAAAGACAAACCAGCAGUCCUGCAGGGGGACAGACUGCUGCCGGACUGCUCUCUGCAAACCGGACAGAGUCAGCCGCAGUCAGCGAGGGGGGCCACCUCAACCACGAGCACGACCACGAGCGUGUACACCGAGGGCUUCCCGGCAACCGGAGCGAGGACCGAGUGGAGUGUCUGAACGCCUCCAGCAUCCUCUCCUCACAUGGGAUGUCUGUGGAGGGGAGCAUGACCCUCAGCGACUUCAGCAUCCUCUGCCCCGCCCUCCUCAACCAGAUUGACAGCGAAGCGUGCAUCCUGGACGGAGAUGCUGCACAACACGGGGAGAGAGAUCAUAAGCAUGCUCACGGUCACCACGACCACGACAACUUGGACCACGACUUCAGCGAGCGCUCCGGUGGAGAAAGCAGCAAAAGCAUCAUGACAGCGUGGGUCGGAGGCUUCAUCUCCAUCACCAUCAUCAGCCUGCUGUCGCUGCUCGGCGUCGUGCUCAUCCCGCUCAUGAACAGAGUUUUCUUCAAGUUCCUCCUCAGCUUCCUGGUGGCGCUGGCUGUCGGCACGCUCAGCGGAGACGCCUUCCUUCAUCUCAUCCCCCACUCUCUUUCCUUCGCCCACCAUCACCACCACGAGAAUCCUGGGAUGAAUUUCUCGGAGGGACAUCAAGCGCACCAGGAGCAGGAGGAGAACCUGGACCCUGUGUGGAAGGGUCUGACAGCUCUGAGCGGAGUCUACAUCAUGUUUCUGAUCGAACACUUCCUGACGCUGGCAAAGAUGUAUAAAGACAAGAAACAAAAGGUCCAAAAGAAAUGGGAUCAGAACGACAAAGCAGAUCCGGAGAAGCAGCCUGCUCUGGAGGAGAACGACCUGAAACCAGCUGAAGAUGUGGAGACGAAUGGCGCAGGUUUGUUCGGCGACCACUCAAACAACCUGCAUGGAAGCAGCGUGGCCGAGGAGGAGCAGGUGAUGCUGGCGCCGCAGGUGUCCGUGUUGCCAUCUGGUGCCGCCGCCUACACCGCUGAGGACUGCGAGAACAAAUGUCACUCGCACUUUCACGACACGGUUGGCCAGGCGGACAGCAUGCACCACCACCACCACGACUACCACCACAUCCUGCACCACCACCACUCCCAGAACCACCACCCGCACAGCCACUCCCACUCCUACUCAGAGCAGCACUUCCAGGAGGCCGGCGUGGCAACGCUCGCCUGGAUGGUGAUCAUGGGAGAUGGACUGCACAACUUCAGCGAUGGGCUGGCUAUCGGUGCUGCCUUCACCGAGGGUCUGUCCAGCGGUCUCAGCACGUCUGUGGCUGUUUUCUGCCACGAGCUGCCUCACGAGUUAGGUGACUUUGCGGUUCUCCUCAAGGCCGGUAUGACUGUGCGUCAGGCCAUCCUCUACAACGUGUUGUCGGCCAUGAUGGCCUACCUGGGGAUGGUGACGGGGAUCCUGAUCGGACACUACGCAGAUAACAUCUCCAUGUGGAUAUUCGCCCUGACAGCCGGGCUCUUCAUGUAUGUGGCUCUGGUGGACAUGGUGCCGGAGAUGUUGCACAACGACGCCGGGGACCACGGCUUCAGCCACUGCGGCUUCUUCCUGCUGCAGAACGCCGGCAUCCUGCUGGGCUUCUGCAUCAUGCUGCUAAUCGCCCUUUUUGAGCACAAAAUCCAGCUGGACCUGGGCUACUGAAGGACAGUUCAGUCUGUGAGCUGCGUGCGCGUUUCAGCGUCAGAGGUGUGGUGUGUUGUUUGUUUUCUUUAGGUGUUGUCGCUCCGCUCACCUCGACUUAGUUUGUAUUCUCGCAAAAAAAGAAGCAUCAGUUCCACUGCCCACAUCUCUCUGUCGUCGUAGCUGAAGGAGGAAAAGUUCCAAACCCCCCCGAGCUGCUGACGCUCCAGUUCAUCAUGCUGCUUGAGCUGAGGUUAGAAGAAAAGUUUUAGUUUUGGUUUAGGACAAUUCCUCCCAUUUCUGACAAACUCCUGAGCCUUAACACGGCCAACAAAAACACAGAAAUCCUCGUUGUAACAUCUCUUCACUCACAAAUCCUCCUAACAGUCUAAACAAGAAACACACUGCGAUGUCGUGUUUGCCUUCACGAUUCAGUUUUUAAGUCUGAUUCAGGCGUUUACUUCGACUGCAUCAGAAGUGUUGGAGGCGUUUCUGCUGCAGUUAAAAGCAUGUCAGUAUUUCAUCAACUUAAAAGUGCCAAAAAAUAAAAAUAUCGGCCCUAAUUAGCAUAUCAAGUGACUAUCUGUAUCGGCUCAUUUAUCUCCGAUAUGCGCCGAUGUUACGAGAUUUAUUCACCAAUCAAAUAGCAUUUCAUUUGAGUUUAAUUGGAUUACACUGGCAGUUCUCUUUCACCAGCAGGGGGCGCUGUAUAGAUUACAACCAGCAUCAUCACUGUGCAGAGUGUCGAGCAGUGAUAGAGGGAUAUGGGAUUUUUGUGGCUGAUACAGACAUCGAUAUUGGGGAGAGAAAAAAUCUCAUCAGCCGAUACCUUUCUUAGAUCUGUGUUUGAUCUGUAGUUAUAUUGAUUUAUUGUGCUGAUCCUUCAGUUAUCAAACACUUGUUGAAAAGAUUUAUAAUGAAGACGAGAUGGUCACUCAAGUAACUGAGCAUGUACGUGCAUCACCACUCGACACUCUGCAGAGUGAUGAUGUUUGUUGUAAUCCAUAUAGCGCCCUCUGCUGGUGAAAGAGAACUGCUAGUGUAAUACAAUGAAACUCAAAUGAAAUGCUGUUUGACUGAAUAAAUCGAGUAAUAUCGGUGCAUAUCUGAGAUAAAAUGAGCCGAUGUUGAUAGUCACUGGAUAUGCUGAUACGGGCAUAGAUCUGAGAAAGAUAUCAGUCAACAUAUCGGCAUCAGAUUUCUUCUCCCUACCCAAUAUCGAUAUCAGUAUCGGGUCUUUACUGCGUUUUUUUCACUGCUACUCGUUGGAGAUUAACUGGAGCAAUUAAAAAAACCCUCGCACCUCUUUUGUCUUUAAGGGUCAAGUUUGAAAAAUGUUGUGCUAACAAAAAGAGUUCUGCAAGAUUGAAUGACCGUUUUCGUUAACAGAGUGUGGCGGCGCUGAAAGAGAGCGAUUUAACCCCUUCAGAGGCAACAAAAACAACAUGAUUUUACCAAAAUAAAAGGUCUAACUGUAGGGGAACGGCCUGAGCCUGUUGGUUACUAAAACAUCUUUUAAAGAAUGUGACGUGUUUGGACGACCCCCCCCCCCCCCCCCCCCUUUCUUCCUCGAGCGAUGACUGCUUUUGUCAGCGCUCUAAGUUAAAUCAAAAAAUUUAAUUACAUUUACUUUAAGUUAAAUCAAUCUACUGAACCUUUUCCUCUCUACGAGUCAUUUGGAGCCAUGUUAUGUUAAAAUAAAUCGGAUGUUAACGCGGACGCAUCUCUGGCAGGUCAGCCUCGAUCCCAUGUGACUUGAUGGGAAGUCGGCUUGUAAAGAAAAACGGUGUGUGUCCAACAUGAAGUAAUGUCCCCUUCUUUUUCUUAUUUAUUUGUACUGUUGCAGCUAAAGGGUUAAUGUGGCAGCUCAACUUGAAUCUGUGUUACAGAUAUUCCUUUUGUUACGUUUGGUCUGGAAGUGCAGACGUCAAACACGAGUCAGUCACCAGCUGUCGUCGUUUCUUUCUUUUUAUCUCUGUUACAUUUCUUACAUUUACUUUACAUUUUUUAAAGAGGCUGCUCUGAUGUUUCGGUCAAAUAAGAAAACAACACAAAGAGAGUGAAGCUCUAAGUAACAUGUUCAUGUGUGUGUACAGUACUGAGUCUCUGUUCCUGUCGCUUCUGUUACCACCGCUCCUGAAGACGCCUCACGAGACGGCGCGCCGCUCGGUUAAAUACGACCUCAAACGUUCGUCUUAAACGGGCUGUGCUGCACGAAGACUCUCGACACCGCGGCUGCCAAAGAGAUGAGCAUCAAAGAGCGCGGCGUUUAGAGCCAGCGUGAUGGAACGACGUGUUCUUUAACGCGUAAGUGUAGUGUUGUAGACCAAGACCAAGACCGGUCUCGCCCUGCCAUGGUCUUGGUCUUGACUCAGUCUUGCCCUGCCAUGGUCUUGGUCUUGACUCGAUCUCGAUCCCUAAAGGUCUUGGUCUUGACUCAGUCUUGCCCUGCCUUGGUCUUGGUCUUGACUCGAUCCCGAUCCCUAAAGGUCUUGGUCUUGACUCAGUCUCACCCUGCCUUGGUCUUGGUCUUGACUCAGUCUUGCCCUGCCUUGGUCUUGGUCUUGACUCGAUCCCGAUCCCUAAAGGUCUUGGUCUUGACUCAGUCUCACCCUGCCUUGGUCUUGGUCUUGACUCAGUCUUGCCCUGCCAUGGUCUUGGUCUUGACUCAGUCUCGAUCCCUAAAGGUCUUGGUCUUGACUCAGUCUUGCCCUGCCUUGGUCUUGGUCUUGACUCAGUCUCACCCUGCCUUGGUCUUGGUCUUGGUCUUGACUCAGUCUCACCCUGCCUUGGUCUUGUCCUGACUCGGUCUCGAUCCCUAAAGGUCUUGGUCUUGACUCAGUCUUGAUCCCUAAAUGUUUUGGUCUUGUCUCGGAGCACUCUGGUCCCGGGUAUGACUUGGUCUUGGUUCUUGUGGUCUCAACUACAACACUAACUAAGUAAACCUUUUGGCAGCCACAGUGUUGAGAGUCUUUAUGCAUCAUAUCUCGUGUUUUUUAUUUUAUUUUUAUGACUAAUCACCUGAAUAAUAGAUGUCCGUGUGUUUGGGGCCUUUUUAUUGAAAAUGCUUUUGGGUUGUUGAUUUGACUCUGAUCAUUUCUGAGGUAAAAUGGAUCUAUGAAUAUAAAGUGCACAGGGGAUCAGUCCCAUAGACGUCUCUCCUCUUGUUACAUUUAAAAGCAGCUGAAAGUUUUAUUUUAUUUUGUCAUGUAGUUAAAACUGUUUCCUGUUUUACUGCUGUCGGUGUUGCAUGUUUUUCCUGAUGCAGAAAGUGUGUGUGCUUGUUCUCCACACCUGAAACCAAAAAUCAUCAUCGAUUUUAACGGCAGUCUCACACACAUUACCCUCUGCUCAUAAACACAAUGCCUCCACACAGCAGGAGCGAAAUCCUUUGUGACCUCAAAAAUGACCGUCGAGUUUAGUCAACACCUCAAAAGAAAACAAAGAGUAAUCAAAUAUGUGAGUCUGACCUCCGUGUUGAAUCUGUGAGCGAGCAUCUGAUGUCGACUCACUUUCCUCUUUCACAUUCCUGAACAACAAUAAACUCGUUCACCUUCACACAA
Molecule: messenger RNA, 5963 nt
Organism: Labrus mixtus (cuckoo wrasse)
Lineage: Eukaryota; Metazoa; Chordata; Actinopteri; Labriformes; Labridae
Gene: slc39a6
Product: solute carrier family 39 member 6
Exons: 14
Coding region: 265-2421 (718 amino acids)
Biological process (GO): intracellular zinc ion homeostasis; zinc ion import across plasma membrane
Cellular component (GO): membrane
Molecular function (GO): zinc ion transmembrane transporter activity
Source: RefSeq, a predicted model, not a curated record